Molecule: messenger RNA, 857 nt
Organism: Poeciliopsis prolifica (blackstripe livebearer)
Lineage: Eukaryota; Metazoa; Chordata; Actinopteri; Cyprinodontiformes; Poeciliidae
Gene: maip1
Product: matrix AAA peptidase interacting protein 1
Exons: 5
Coding region: 1-747 (248 amino acids)
Biological process (GO): inner mitochondrial membrane organization; protein insertion into mitochondrial inner membrane from matrix
Cellular component (GO): mitochondrial inner membrane
Molecular function (GO): ribosome binding
Source: RefSeq, a predicted model, not a curated record
AUGUCCGUCCUGUUCAGAUGUUAUCGUCGGCUGCCUUCAUCCUUCACUCUGGCUCGGUUCGUUUUCAACCAGAAUCUGGUUCGGAGUCAGCGGUGCUGUCUGGUCCGGGCGGGUAACCUCCCGGCCAGCCGGGCCUACUGCUCGGAGCGCGAUCAGAACCACCCGAAGCCGAAGGUGGUGGUGUUCGGCAUCCCGAACCCGUUCAUCUGGAUCCGGACCCGGAUCUGCUACUUCUUGAUCAGAACCUACUUGGACGAAGAGUUCAGCAUCGAGGAGUUCACACAGGGAGCGAAGCAGGUCCGGUACCAGAUCUGGGUUCUGGCUUUCUCCCACGUCUCCAGACUUUUGUCUCGGUGUCAGUUUGAGGCUCUGGAGGGCCUCGUCGCUAAAGAUCUGGUCAGGAAGCUGAAGCAGAAGUGCGGCUCGUUGCCGUGCAGCUACCAGAGAGCUCUGUGUGCCGAGCCGCAGGACAUGAUGUACACGAUGCUGGGAGACAUGGCCGUCUUCUUAGACCACAACGACAAGAAGAUCGUCAGCAUCCUGAUGCGGUUCUGGUACCUGACCAGCGUCAGUCUCCCUGACGACAGCAUGGAGGGAACCCAGAUGUUCACAGUGUCCAUCAGCGACGGAAAGACGGAGGUCAAACGGCUGCUCACCGCCAGCUACGAGUUCCAGAGGGAGUUCACCGAAGGUGUCGCUGCAGACUGGACCAUCACCCGAAUAGAACACUCCAAGCUGCUGGACUAGGCCGAGGGGCCGGUACUGAGGAUCGAUCCGGCCGCUUCUCCUCACCAGGAGCCCAGAGGGACGGAACCAGAACCGCCUGGACUGGAUUUGGGUCCGGUUCCGAGCGGAUG